This is a messenger RNA of Mytilinidion resinicola, 1000 nucleotides long. RefSeq lists its product as uncharacterized. The transcript has a single exon. NCBI's taxonomy places the organism in Eukaryota, Fungi, Ascomycota, Dothideomycetes, Mytilinidiales, Mytilinidiaceae. Bases 393 to 857 code for a protein of 154 amino acids. The record is from RefSeq and is a predicted model, not a curated record.
AUUCUCUCCCGCAGAACAAUGUCUAAUGGUAUCUUAUCGUAAACAAAGGGAACGCUCUGGAACUUCUCAGAAGUCCAUUUCUUUGUCCAGUUCUCCGAUCGACAAUCGCAGAACAAUCGGACAAGGCUUCCACAAAGGCUUUGUUUUCCACGUAAAACUGUUCGCCCCUGUCCCUCUUAAAUAUGUCCCCCCAAACUCAGCUCGCCGCGCAGAACCUAUCCCAGAACACUGUGCUCGCAUAUCGAACCUGUUCUGAAAAACGAGAAUCUGACGAAGCUCAAAUCAUCCUUUUAGGAUCAACACGGGCAGAACUUGGCCGAAGUGCUAAGAACUAAAGCUUAAGCUUACAUCUGCCUUACUUCAGUGCAUCUUCCCGCAUCUCACAAGUCACCAUGUCUCCUGCCGCCCGUUCCCCAGCCCUCGCUGCCAAAAUCGCCGCCAUGCGCCUCAAAAUCUGCCCCAUAGUGAGCGUAAUUUGCGGCCAAGCAUCCGAGCACUUCCCCGGCACAAUGCUAGAGUUCUGGCUGCUAACAGAGGCCCAACUGGACAGCAUGGCGCACUUCUACAGCCAGAGCACGCCCGACGAGUUCACGAAUCUGUACCCCCGGCCCAUGAAGUGGGACAAGGACUUCCUGUCUAUGGAAACCCCGAGAGCGCUGAGUUCGCGGGAGAAGCGGUAUCGGCUAAAUAUGCAGGAUCGGAUGGCUAUCAAGCGGAGGAAGUUUGCGAAGUUUGUUGGAAUGAGGGGUUGUGAGACGCCGGCGUGGGAGGUUAGAGCCCAUAUAAGGGCAGUGGAGAGUCGGAUUCUGCGGAUAGUAGAGGAGGAAGAGCGGAUUUUGAAGCGGAAGAGAUGUUGACCAGGGCUAGUCCUUUACGUUGCAUGACUGGUGUUUAGCAGCAUCACUGGGAUCAUUAGCAUAUAGAUAUUCUAUCAGGGGCGAUACUGAUGGACAAAAACUUCCACGUACUCUGAUAGGUACGCAAAAUGUAAUAUUCUGCA